Salvia splendens (bonfire salvia) is the source of this 822-nucleotide messenger RNA. Its product is annotated as NAD(P)H-quinone oxidoreductase subunit S, chloroplastic. The transcript has a single exon. NCBI's taxonomy places the organism in Eukaryota, Viridiplantae, Streptophyta, Magnoliopsida, Lamiales, Lamiaceae. The coding region runs from base 35 to 751 and encodes 238 amino acids. The record is from RefSeq and is a predicted model, not a curated record. Gene Ontology annotation, biological process: photosynthetic electron transport chain.
CAAGUGAUAGUGAAGUUGAAUUAAUUAAAGAAAUAUGCAUACGAUACAACUACUCUACUAUCAUUCGUGGCUAAAAUUUCAUCUUCUCCACACUUAUCUCAUCAGCAUGGCUGCUUCAUUCCAUCUCCAAACCCUCCACAAAUCCCCACUCCUCCAAAAACCAUCUCCCAAACUCCCCAAACCCCACCUCCGAAUCACCACCGCCAAAUUCAACCUCUACGAAAUCCUCGGCGGCCGCGGCCUCUGCAACGGCGAGCAAGGCCUCCAGCAAGAACUCAAAAAAACCAUCUCACCCACCCCCCCUCCACCACCAUCUCCGCCGCCGCCGUCAGAGGCGGAAUCCCCACAAGUAUCAGAAGAGGGCUUCGAGAAGGAGCUCCUAGGGCUCACCGGCGGAUUCCCGGGCGGUGAAAAGGGGCUGAAGAAAUUCAUCCAAGACAAUCCGCCCCCGCCUCCCGCCAAGGACGAAAUCACCUCCGAAUUGGAUCCGAAGAAGGCGAAGGCGAAGGCGCCGGAGCUGCCGCUGCUGCUGCCGGGGAUGAUUGCGAUCGUGAAGAGCCCCAAUAAUCCGUUUCAUAUGUAUUGUGGGAUUGUGCAGAGGAUCAGCGAUGGGAAGGCGGGAGUGCUGUUUGAAGGGGGGAAUUGGGAUAAGCUCGUCACCUUCCGGCUUGAUGAGCUCGAGCGCAGAGAUAAGGGACCGCCUAUGGUUAAUCCCAGAUCCGCCAUUCUUGAGCUUGAAGAAGCUACUUGAUGAAUGAUGAUUCUCUUUCGUUUUAACUCCUCUGUAAAAAAUAAAUAAAGAUUAAACCAUGUUUGACCAAA